Molecule: messenger RNA, 468 nt
Organism: Vicia faba (fava bean)
Lineage: Eukaryota; Viridiplantae; Streptophyta; Magnoliopsida; Fabales; Fabaceae
Source: the annotation of a GenBank genome assembly
AUGCAGAUCUUCGUCAAAACCCUAACGGGAAAAACCAUCACCCUCGAGGUUGAAUCCUCCGACACAAUCGACAAUGUCAAAGCCAAGAUCCAGGACAAAGAAGGGAUACCACCGGACCAGCAACGUCUCAUCUUCGCCGGCAAACAGCUCGAAGACGGCCGCACUCUCGCCGACUACAACAUCCAGAAGGAAUCCACUCUUCACCUUGUCCUCCGUCUCCGUGGUGGCGCCAAGAAGCGCAAGAAGAAGACGUACACCAAGCCGAAGAAGAUUAAGCACAAGCAUAGGAAGGUGAAGCUUGCUGUUCUGCAGUUUUAUAAGGUUGAUGAUUCUGGGAAGGUGCAGAGGUUGAGGAAGGAGUGCCCCAAUGCAGAGUGCGGUGCGGGGACUUUCAUGGCUAAUCACUUUGAUCGUCAUUACUGUGGCAAGUGUGGUUUGACCUAUGUUUAUCAGAAAGCUGAUGCUUGA